Molecule: messenger RNA, 1389 nt
Organism: Maylandia zebra (zebra mbuna)
Lineage: Eukaryota; Metazoa; Chordata; Actinopteri; Cichliformes; Cichlidae
Product: protein S100-B
Biological process (GO): positive regulation of cell population proliferation; positive regulation of canonical NF-kappaB signal transduction
Cellular component (GO): cytoplasm; nucleus
Molecular function (GO): calcium-dependent protein binding; S100 protein binding; calcium ion binding
Source: RefSeq, a predicted model, not a curated record
UCCCUGGAAGACAGAGGAGGUUCUACAGAUGGAGGCCACAAAGGAUGCUAUGUCAGACCUGGAGAGCAGCAUGAUCACUAUUAUCAAAACUUUCCACCAAUACUCGGGUCAGAAGUGCAAUCUGAAGAAAGCAGACCUUAAAGAACUUAUCAACAAUGAGAUGAAUAAUUUCAUAGUGAAAAUCAAGGAGAAGGACACACUGGAUAAACUCUUCGCUGACCUCGACCAGAACGGAGAUUUGGAGAUCGACUUCAAAGAGUUCAUUGCCCUCAUCGCCAUGGUCACCUCUGCUUGCAAUGAACUGUUUAUUCCAAAGCAACAGAAAUAGUUUGCAUGCACAUGAAUUACUCAUUUAAAGAAAGUAUGUUUUGUUUUUUGUGAGACUGGGAGACUCUUAUUAGUCAUGCAGUUUGAUACUUUUUGUUAGUAUGGAAAUGUUUGCUGAAUACACUUACCAGUCACUUUAUUAGGUACACCUAUUCAGCUGCUCAUUAACACAAAUAUCUAAUAAGCCAAUCACAAGGCAGCAACUCAACAGAUUUAAAUAUGUAGACAUUGACCUUUUAAGUUCUGUCAGAGAAGAAUGGCCAGAUUGAUUUGCGCUAACAGGAAGGCAGCAGUAACUCCCUCUUUACAACCAAAGCACAGCAUCUCUCAAGGCACAAAAUGAAACCUCAAACCUUGAAGCAGAUAAACUACAGCAGCAGACGACUACUCCUAUCAGCUGAGGCCACAAUGGAAGACUGAAAAAUGUUGCCUGAUCUGAUGAGAGUAGAUUUCAACUGUGACAUUUGGACGGUAGAGUCCGAAUGUGAUGUAAGCAAGAUGAACUUUUAGAUCUAUGGAUCCUGCAGUUCAGGCUGGUGGUGGUGAAAUAGUGUGGGGGAUAUUUUUUGGCACAGUUUUGGCUAUUUAGUACCAAUUGGGUUUAAACACUACAGCAUACCAGUGUAUUGUUGCCGAACCUGUCGAUCCCUUUAUGACUGCUGUGUACCCAUCUCCUGAUGGCUGCUUGUAGGAGGAAAACAAAAUGUCAUAAAGCGCAGAUUGUCUCAGACUAGAAUCUUGAACAUGAGUUCAGUGUCCUCAAAAGGCCUCCACAGUCACCCGACCUCAAGCCACCUUUGGGAUGUGGUGGAACACAAAAUUUGCAUCAUGGAUGUGCAGCCAACAAAUCUGCAGCAACUGUGUGGCACUAUCAUAUCAAGAUCUCUGAGGCAUGUUUCCAGCACCUUGUUGAAUCUGUUUCAAAGAAUUAAUGUAGUAAUGAAGGCAAAAGAGGGUCCAAACGGACACCACCAAUGUAUACCUAAUAAAAUGGCUGGUGAGUUUCUAAUAUAGCAUGUGUGGAAUAUGUAUUUGAGAAACAAAAAUAUAUAAACGUAUGAU